GCGUCUGUUUUAAUAGCACGUGCGAGUGAUAAGCAUGCCACUGGUACACCCUCAUAUAAGUGCUUAAACGUAAUAGUUUUCGGUUGUAUCUAUCAGCUGUCCUGAACUUUCAUGUUUCUGUGCUGGAUAUAGUCUUGCCGUUUAUAAACAGCUUGUUCGUUUUUGCAGUAAGAUGAGCACACAUUUGCAUCACAACCAGUAUCGAAAGCUACAGCAAUAGACAAGGAGUCGGUAUGCCCACCCAUGUCAGUCACAUUGCCUAUCUUCUCCCUUCCCUGCAAGACAAAUAAAGAUUGUGACAUCGUGGGACAACUCUGCUGUAACGUUAAUGGAAAGAUGCGUUGCCAGAAAGGUGUACCAAAACCUGCUCCAAAACCAAUACAUACACCGCUCUUGGGCUUCAUUCCUAGAGAAUGUCCAACCAACCCAGUAAUUGAAAUUCUGCCUGUGAAGAACUGCACAAAUGAUACAGACUGCUGGCCUCGUAUCUGUUGUCCAGAUGGCCAACACAGCUACUGCCGAUCUACAGUGCCAGAGUGGGAGCGAGAUCCUUCAGGAUUUUAUCCAUUGAGAAGCAUGAUUCCUUAUCUCCAAUGUACCCCUCCCCCACCACUGCUCUUUGAUCUCUUCCCUAAACCUUGCAGAACUCCUAUUGAUUGCUUUCCGAACCUGUGCUGCCAGGAACAAGGCAAGAAAUUCUGCCGACCACCCAAGAAGUCACUGCUAGCUUUGAUUGCAACAGUUACACAGAGACUGGGACGAAGAUAACCAUCAAUAAAAAAUAAACAACCAUCAGAUUUAUUUUAAGUUUUUAUUUCUUCACUAAAGCCAUUACAUGAAAGAGUGAUAAUGUGAAAUACAUAUUAUAUCAGCUUUAAAUGAUUGAAAAAUACAACUUUUCUGCUGAUGUUCCAUGCUGAUGUUGUACAUCACUCUCUUCCAUAAAGUCUUCAAUGAAGAGUUACAUACUGCUCAGU
Messenger RNA from Cryptotermes secundus, 977 nucleotides. RefSeq lists its product as uncharacterized. The coding region runs from base 244 to 768 and encodes 174 amino acids. The transcript has 5 exons. NCBI's taxonomy places the organism in Eukaryota, Metazoa, Arthropoda, Insecta, Blattodea, Kalotermitidae. The record is from RefSeq and is a predicted model, not a curated record.